Messenger RNA from Tympanuchus pallidicinctus (lesser prairie-chicken), 2426 nucleotides. RefSeq names its product RNA binding motif protein 22 (gene RBM22). Gene Ontology annotation, molecular function: U6 snRNA binding; metal ion binding; pre-mRNA binding. The record is from RefSeq and is a predicted model, not a curated record. The transcript is spliced from 11 exons. Gene Ontology annotation, cellular component: Prp19 complex; U2-type catalytic step 2 spliceosome; U2-type catalytic step 1 spliceosome. The coding region runs from base 74 to 1336 and encodes 420 amino acids. NCBI's taxonomy places the organism in Eukaryota, Metazoa, Chordata, Aves, Galliformes, Phasianidae.
AGCGGAAGUGACGUCACUUCCGGGUCCUACCGCCUGCCGGGAUCGAGGCGGAGCGGAGCGGCGCGGGGCCGCCAUGUCGACGUCGCUGGGCUCCAACACUUACAACCGGCAGAACUGGGAGGAUGCGGACUUCCCUAUUCUGUGCCAGACGUGUCUUGGAGAAAACCCGUACAUUCGCAUGACCAAAGAGAAAUAUGGAAAAGAAUGCAAGAUUUGUGCCAGGCCUUUCACAGUGUUCCGCUGGUGUCCUGGUGUUCGGAUGCGUUUCAAGAAGACAGAAGUGUGCCAGACCUGCAGCAAGUUGAAGAAUGUCUGUCAAACCUGUCUGCUUGACCUGGAAUAUGGUUUGCCUAUUCAAGUCCGGGAUGCAGGACUGUCCCUUAAGGAUGAAAUGCCUAAAUCUGAUGUCAAUAAAGAGUACUACACCCAGAACAUGGAGCGAGAGAUAGCCAACUCUGAUGGCACUAGACCAGUGGGUGCACUAGGAAAAGCUACUUCUACCAGUGACAUGCUGUUGAAGCUGGCUCGGACCACUCCUUACUACAAACGUAAUCGUCCUCACAUCUGUUCCUUCUGGGUAAAAGGGGAAUGCAAGAGAGGAGAAGAAUGUCCUUACAGGCAUGAGAAGCCUACAGAUCCAGACGAUCCUCUGGCUGAUCAGAAUAUCAAGGAUCGUUACUAUGGAAUCAAUGAUCCUGUAGCUGAUAAGCUGCUGAAACGAGCAUCGACCAUGCCUCGACUGGACCCUCCUGAUGAUAAGACCAUCACUACGCUGUACGUUGGAGGGCUUGGAGAUACUAUCACUGAAUCAGAUCUCAGAAAUCACUUCUACCAGUUUGGGGAGAUCCGGACGAUAACAGUCGUGCAGAGGCAGCAGUGUGCUUUCAUCCAGUUUGCCACCCGACAAGCUGCAGAAGUGGCUGCUGAGAAAUCCUUCAACAAGCUCAUUGUCAACGGCCGCAGGCUCAAUGUCAAGUGGGGAAGGUCCCAGGCAGCGAGAGGUAAAGAGAAGGACAAGGAAGGUACUACAGAAUCCGGGAUAAAGCUGGAGCCGGUUCCAGGACUUCCCGGAGCCCUCCCACCUCCUCCAGCUGCAGAAGAGGAGGCUUCUGCAAAUUACUUCAAUCUACCUCCUAGUGGCCCUCCAGCUGUGGUUAACAUCGCCCUGCCGCCGCCUCCUGGCAUUGCUCCACCACCACCUCCAGGCUUUGGACCACACAUGUUCCACGCCAUGGGGCCACCGCCUCCCUUCAUGAGAGCCCCAGGCCCCAUUCACUACCCUUCUCAAGAUCCCCAGAGGAUGGGUGCCCACGCAGGAAAGCACAGCAGCCCCUAGCACGUCGUGCCACCCUUGUCAUUUCAGUAAAUGUUAUUUUCUAGUUACCAUGGUAGUGCCGUAUGUUGAGCUGUGGGUGAACUAGAGAAGCCUUAUUUCCCUGCUUGCAGACACUGGGCAAGCUGAGCUCUGUGUCGCUGUUAGCUGAUCAGAUCGUUAAGACAUCACAGAUCUUUCAUGUAGUGUAUGGGGGUGGGGUGGGAGGGGGGCAGAAAGGACUGUCAGGUGGGGAUCAGAUGUAUCAGAAUUACAGUGCUGUUAGUGUAUCCCAUUUGCACACUUUUGAAAUAAACUUCUGGAAAAACCAGAUCGAACCCUAUUCAAGCCCAUUUGGUAUCUUCAGUCUGAACAUUAUGGACUGUUUAAAUGUGAUGAGAGACUUCUCUACGUCAAUUAAGUAAUGACUUGUUAUUCUAAUUAGGUAUUAAUCUUGUACUAUUAAGCCAGGACAGAAUAAGAGCUGAAAAACAAGCUUAUCACAUGUGCCAAACUCAUGGCUUUGCCUGACAAGUGCCACAGAAUUUCUCCUUUUUUUUUGACUUAAAAAAAAAAAAAGAAAGAAAGAAGCUUUUGGUGCUUUAUUUCUAACCCUACCUUGAGCAAGAUGAGCAGCAGGCAGCCAGCUGGUAGUGCAGGCGUGGCCUGGAGUGACAGGUGAGCAGUUUUAACCUAAUGAAGGUCCCCAGAGGUUGGGCUUCUGCACCCCCUGCAGCUGUCAGCAGCAAAGUACAGCUGCAAACUUGUCCUGUGUAUUUUCAGAGCAUGUUUCAGGCUUUCAAGGGUUUUGAUGCAGACUUGAACCUGUGAGAUGCAUACAGUAUGUUUCUGAUUUGAUAAGACGUGAAACCUUUCUGUUGUUUGCCUCCACCCAUAGCAUUUGUCUAGGAGCAGCUGUGUCUUCCAUAGAGCCUGCAGUUGAAUAAGAUGUAUGGGCACAGGGCUAGAGAAUUUUAAGAUGAUAUGUAUGUCUGCUGCUUGUAAUGGAUCUGUGGGCAUUUCUCUGUAAAGCAAAACACAGUGGGACCUCUUCUGAAGCCUCAUUUGCUUGUUUAAAAAAAAAAAUACAUUAAAAUAUGUGAAUUUUUCAGUA